AUGAUGACUACUUCCAGGUAUCUAGCCACGUAUCCUACCUCCAUCACGGCCAAUAACCUCAAGGCAUGCUGCCAGUAUCAACUUUACAAUGGUAAAGCAGCCGAGGAUGCGUGUAAAGCGUUGAGUGAGCACAGCGCUGACCAUGGCGCUAAAGUAUAUAAUCAUAAUGAUAUACUCAGGCAUAAUAGGGUUGUAUUCCGUGAUGGGGAAGGGGCUCUUGAAAUAUUACCACAACUACUAGACAUAGUCCCGGAGGCUAGGUUGAAUUUGAUCAUAUACCAUCUAAGGGACCCUAAGGGAGAUCCUCAAGAGGCCCUCAAUCUACUCGAGGGGGUUAUACCUAGCCAACCACGAGAGCAUAUCCUCAAGGCUGUAGUACAUACUGUUAUAGGACAGCAACAAGGGGGGUCGAGAGCGUCGUUGCAGACAGCACAACAAGUCUUCAAUCUAGUUGGAGCGAGUGCUUCAGAAUGCGAUACAAUACCAGGACGUCAGUGUAUGGCAUCCUGCUUAUACCUGGGCAAGCAGUUCGAGGACGCUUUGGUGUACUUGAAGAGUAUCAAGGCUUAUUUCUCUGCUGAUGAUGAUUUCAACUGGAAUUAUGGUAUAGCAUGUGGGAGUGUUGGUGACUAUAAGGAAGCCCAACAAGCCCUCCUCUCGAUACAUAACACCCAAUAUACGUCUGAGUUCGGUUACCUCUCGUGGGUAUGCAGAUGUUUCAUCAUGAAUGGUGAUCCGACAUCAGCCUGGGAGUUGUACUGCCGUCAAGAGGCCUCCCCGUCUACGGAGAUAUUUAACCUACUGCAAAUGAUAGCUAACGACUGCUACAAGCAUGGCCACUUCUUUAUAGCCUGUAAGGCUUUUGAUGUGCUCGAGCGACUCGAUCCUGAUCCCGAAUUCUGGGAUGGUAAAAGAGGCUCCGCAGUAGGAGUCUUCCAGUUGGUUAUAGCCGGCAUGGCCCCAGCCGAACAACUACAGCAGGUGGUUGAUCUACUACGAGGUACUAGGGUGCAUCAAAUACCACAAGUCGAGUACAUCAUAAAUAGAGUCUUCAAGAAGUGGGCUGGCGAGAAUGGUGUCUAUCUUGAGUAG
Molecule: messenger RNA, 1092 nt
Organism: Perkinsus marinus ATCC 50983
Lineage: Eukaryota; Perkinsozoa; Perkinsida; Perkinsidae
Exons: 8
Coding region: 1-1092 (363 amino acids)
Biological process (GO): intraciliary anterograde transport; intraciliary transport involved in cilium assembly
Cellular component (GO): ciliary basal body; intraciliary transport particle B; ciliary base
Molecular function (GO): intraciliary transport particle B binding; protein binding
Source: RefSeq, a predicted model, not a curated record